Messenger RNA from Helobdella robusta, 2391 nucleotides. RefSeq lists its product as hypothetical. The transcript has 4 exons. NCBI's taxonomy places the organism in Eukaryota, Metazoa, Annelida, Clitellata, Rhynchobdellida, Glossiphoniidae. The record is from RefSeq and is a predicted model, not a curated record. The coding region runs from base 1 to 2391 and encodes 796 amino acids.
AUGUCCACAAUUAACAAAUUCACCAUCGUCAUCAUCUUCUUCCUCCUCCUCCUCUUCCUCUUCAUCAUCAUACUCAUCAUCAUCGUCAUCUUUGGCAAAUACAACAGAAACAUCCAAACAAGCAACCAUCAUCAUCGACAUCAUACUCGAGACAGCGUUGAUCCGACGACAUCGGCUGCAACAUCGGCAGCCAGCAACAACAUCAUUUACAUCACCAGUGCCAAGUUUGGUCGCAUGCAGGGCAGCAGUAGGUGUGUGAGGCAGAAUUUUGGUCAUCUCGGCUGCUGGACAGACGUCUCCACGUUCGUAAGAAGCAAGUGCCACUUGAGACAAAUGUGUCAGUUCAAGGUCGUUGGUGGUGACGUCAUGAUCGGUGGUCUUAAUAGUGACGAUAAUACUGAUGACGAUGAAGAUGAACAAGAUGAUGAUGAUGAUGAAAUGGAGGGUGAUGAUGAUGAUGAUGAUCAGCAGCAGCAGCAGCAGCAUUAUCAAGAAGGAAAUAGUGAUCCUACUGAUAAGAGUGCAAAAAAGAGAUCGUCUCUAACACGUGACGUUGAUGAACCAGUUGUUGUUGCAACUGUGCUCGCGAGAAAAAAUAAUGAUGAUGAUGACGACGACGACGACGAUGACGAGGAGGAGAAUGAUAAUGAUGGUGAUGAUGAUGACGAUAUUGGCAACUAUAGCGAGAGUGACUACAACAACAACAACAACUAUGACGAUGACGACGCUGGUGACGUUGAUGAUGACGUUGAUAUCGGCGUCCAGCCCUGCCCUCUCGAUUUGAAAUCCUAUCUAUCCGUUACGUACGUAUGCAUGAAAAGCGUUAAUAUAGCUCAGUUUGCAUGCUGGAACAUCUCAGAAAGAAGAGAAGCUAACGAGCUAACAAACGAGCCAAUAACGGCAGAUAAACUAUCAGUAAAGUCAUUCCACUUACAACAAAUCCUACCAGAGCAACCAGCAAAGCAACAGCAACCAACAGAGCAACAACAUCAGCAACAGACGCUGCAAAUUAAGCAGCAGAAUUAUGAUACAAGUCUACAGCAAUAUCAACAAUUUCACAUGAUACAACAAGGAAUGAACAAAACACAAAAUUCAGCAUCAUCACAAUCUCCUUUAUCGCCGUCAGCAUCAUCACUUUUUUCUCCUUUGAUAUCAUCAUCGUCAUCUUCACCGGCAACAAAAACGCCAUCAUCAACAACAUCAACAACAGCAACAUCAACAAAAGCAACAACAUCAAAAACAAAGGCGAGCCACGUUCAUUUAGAAGAUGGACAUGGCAUUGUUUUCAUCUCGACGUCGUCACGAUCAUCUUGCAUGCAAAGAUACAGUGACGUAUUCAGUGACGUCACUAAUAACAAUAACAAAAAUAAGAGUAAUAACAGUAAAUUAAAUUUAAAUUAUAUUAACGGUCGUAACAUUACUAAAACGUUCAGUCAAAGUAUCAACAUUAAUAGCAUCAACAACAUCAACAAAAACAUCAACAACGUAAACAAAAUUGACGAUGACAUUAAAAAAAUUAGCAACAUUAACAACAACAAAGCCAGCAGCAUCAUCAUCAACAACAAUAACAACAACAACAACAUAGUCAAAAUGUCCUCCAGAAAAAUCUUUCUACAUUUACAUGGAAAGCCAGAUGAACGUUUUUUGCUAAUGAUGUUGAUAGACUCAGACAGCAACUACAUUAACAACAACAACAACAAUAAUAAUAAAAAUAAAACUACUACUACUACCACAAAUAAUAAUAAUAGAAUUAAUAAUAAUAGUGGUAUCAGUUAUGGCUACAGUGAUGUCGAAAGUUACAACAAGCGAAACAUCUCAAAAAUAAACUCCCUUUUAAAAAAUAAGAAUCUAAUGAAUGAACACUGCCAGACACUAGCUCACAUUUACGAUAACAAUUACGACAUUUUUGUCAAUAACCGCAACAACAGCAGCAGCAGCAGCAGCAACAACAACAACAACAACAACAACAACACUAAUAACUAUAAUACAAUCAGUAACGUCAUUAAUAAUAAUAAUAUAAAUAAUAAGAGAAAUUUUCCUGCUAAAUUUGAUGGCAAUGAAAAUGAUGUCAUCAUUGGUGAGAACGAUGAUGAAAUUUAUGAUAAUGACGUCAGUGAUGAUGACUACAGAUACAGAUACGAUGAUGGUGACAACGAAGAGGGUGAGGAUGAGAAUGAAGAUGAUGACGUGAAUAUAGAUGGCGGUAAUGAAAGGGAGCCCACAGCAUUCAAUUUUGCAGAUGUCUACACUAAAAUGACACUGGAGCGAUGCACUGCUGAUAGGAGGCACAAGAAAAAUUUUUUUUACAGACUUCAACGUCAACAUGAACGCAGUAUUCGAACCCAGCUAUCACGUAAUAACAGCGCGAGACGUGGCACUUCUACCGACUGA